Messenger RNA from Tauraco erythrolophus (red-crested turaco), 1227 nucleotides. RefSeq names its product sphingosine-1-phosphate receptor 4 (gene S1PR4). Gene Ontology annotation, biological process: G protein-coupled receptor signaling pathway. Lineage: Eukaryota; Metazoa; Chordata; Aves; Musophagiformes; Musophagidae. The record is from RefSeq and is a predicted model, not a curated record. Gene Ontology annotation, cellular component: membrane. Gene Ontology annotation, molecular function: sphingosine-1-phosphate receptor activity.
AUGGAUGGUCCAGAGCUUAGCUGGCUGGUGAAUCGCUCCCUUCCCCUUCCACCGGGCUUUGCUCAAUAUCCUGAGCUCAGACUUGACCUGCUCGACAGGAAAGGUUCCUGCCUGCAGCUGGCUGCCAUGAGGAAUGUGAACAUUAUCCUGCAGCACUACAACUUCACAGGCAAGCUGACCAACCGGCAGUCUGGGGAUGAGGGCAUGGGUCUCAUCCACACAACCUUUGCCAUCAUCAGCUGCAUCAUCAUCCUGGAGAACCUACUUGUGCUGCUGGCCAUCCUGCGGUGCCUGCGAGCCCGCCGCUGGGUCUACUCCUGCAUUGCCAGCAUCACUGUGAGUGACCUGCUUGCAGGAAUUGCCUACCUUUCUAAUCUCUGCCUCUCGGGCAAGAAGACCUUCCAGCUUUCACCUCAGCUCUGGUUCCUGCGGGAAGGCAUCCUCUUCAUCGCGCUGGCUGCCUCCACCUUCAGCUUGCUUGUGACUGCCAUCGAGCGCUACAGUGCCAUGGUAAGGCCGAUAGCUGAGAAUGAAGCCAGCAAGACGCUGCGCUUACGCAGCCUGAUCAUUUCCUGCUGGCUGCUGGCCUUUAUCAUUGGACUGCUUCCACUGCUGGGCUGGAACUGUCUGUGCGACUUCAAUGCCUGCUCUGUACUCCUGCCUCUCUACUCCAAGAACUACAUCCUUUUCUCCGUAGUCAUGUUCAGCAUCAUCCUCCUGGGGAUCAUCGGCCUCUACAUCUCCAUCUUCCAGCUGGUCCAGGCCAGCUCUAAGCAAACCAGCUCUCGGCACAGCCGCAAACGGUCCCUGCGCUUGCUCAAGACUGUGCUAAUGAUCCUGGGUGCCUUCAUCAUCUGCUGGAGCCCCCUCUUUGUCCUGUUGCUCUUUGAUGUCUUCUGUGAGACCCAGACCUGCACACACCUCCACAGCCUGGACUGGACCUUGGCUCUGGCCAUGCUUAACUCAGGUGUUAACCCCAUCAUUUACUCCCUCCGGAGUGUAGAGGUGCGCCGUGCUGUGGGCAGCCUGCUCUGCUGCUGCUGUGUCAGGGUUGGGCUUUGCAAGCCUGGGAACUGCUUGGUCAUCACGGACAUCAACUCUGGCUCAUCCACAGAGAGCUCCCUGCGCUACCGGGAGAGCUUUCGCAGCUCUGUAGCACUGAACGCCCGGCCCAGAGCACCCCUCUCCAGCAACUCCAGCAUGAUGAGCAAUCUCCCCAGCCUCUGA